AAUCACGAGCCAGGAAAAGAAAGUUCACCGAGAUGAAUACUACUGGAGUCUGCACGGAAUCCCUCAGUCCACACAGCCAGGUUUUACCUCAAAUCCAAUCACUCCUUCAUUACCCAGUCUCUACCCACACGCCAGUCUUUCUCAAAAGUCCUGCACUUAUCCUAAUUGAUCAAGCGGCACUCCUCACUCAUGUGGAGGAAUUGAUUUGCAGUUUGAACACGUGGCUCACUAAAAAAAAAAAAAACAAAAAAAAAAAAAAAACGGAAUAACCGUGGGGUUUUUGGUCCCAUUGUCUUCCCUCGAUUUUAUUUGGAGGCGGCGCCCGCAUUAACGUGUGACUUUUUUUUUCUUCCCCUGUCGCGUUGGUUAAGAACUUCGGACGAAGACACACAAAAAAAGUAGUUAUUUUUUCCUUUGAAGUCUGAAAACAAGAGAGGGAGGACAUGCAGUAAGAUAUUGGAGGCAGCCAGUGCGCAGUUCCCGUCCAUCAUAAUUCUCUUGUAUCUAUCCAGGCAGCUUUGGAGCGAGUGAGGAGAACACGCCCGCUCCGGCUGAUAGACAGUGCGCCGCUCUCUCACAGCACUGCCCGUCCGAGGGACGCGAUUAAAAAGGGCUGCUCUUUUGCAAAACACGGUCGCUUUUGCUUUCUUUUUCUCCCCUUAACCGCGCGGCAACAUGAACAAGCUAUACAUCGGUAAUGUAAGCGAGCAGACGAGCGCGCUCGACUUGGAAACUAUCUUUGAGCAGUGGAAGAUACCGUUCAGCGCGCCCUUUUUAGUCAAAAGUGGCUACGCGUUCGUGGACUGCCCGGACGACAAGAUCGCGAUGAAGGCCAUUGACACACUUUCAGGAAAAGUAGAACUUCACGGAAAACUUCUAGAGGUAGAGCAUUCAGUCCCCAAGCGUCAAAGGAGCUGUAAACUGCAGAUCAGGAAUAUCCCACCACACAUGCAAUGGGAGGUGUUGGAUGGAUUAUUAGCUCAGUAUGGCACAGUGGAGAGUUGUGAACAAGUCAACACGGACACGGAGACAGCCGUAGUAAAUGUGCGUUAUGCAGUUAAGGAGCAGGCCAGACAAGCAGUUGAGAAACUGAAUGGUUUCAUGAUGGAAAGCUAUGCACUGAAGGUAUGCUACAUACCAGAUGAAUCUGUGCUCUCCGAUCCCCCGGCAGUGGGCAGCAGGAGAGGAGGGGCCCCACGUGGUGCACCACGCCAGCCCUCACCCUCUCUGGGUACCCGCCCUAAGCUGCAGUCUGACAUUCCACUGCGCAUGCUCGUGCCCACCCAGUUUGUGGGUGCCAUCAUUGGCAAAGAGGGUGCUACCAUUCGCAAUAUUACCAAACAGACGCACUCAAAAAUUGACAUCCAUCGUAAGGAAAAUGCAGGAGCAGCAGAGAAACCCAUAACAGUCCAUUCAACUCCAGAAGGCUGUAGCUCUGCCUGCAGGAGCAUCAUGGAGAUCAUGCAGAAGGAGGCCCUAGACACAAAAAUCGCUGAAGAGAUUCCUCUGAAGAUUUUGGCUCAUAAUAACUUUGUGGGGCGACUGAUUGGAAAAGAGGGUCGCAAUUUGAAAAAAAUUGAGCAAGACACUGGGACCAAAAUCACCAUCUCACCUCUCCAGGACCUGACUCUGUAUAACCCAGAGCGAACAAUCACAGUCAAGGGCUCAACAGAGGCAUGUGCGAGAGCUGAAGAGGAGGUCAUGAAGAAAAUCAGAGAGGCCUAUGAGAAUGAUGUGGCUUCCAUGAAUCUCCAAUCUAAUCUGAUUCCUGGUUUGAAUUUGAAUGCUCUGGGUCUUUUCCCGGGUGGGACAGCAGGAGCAGUAUCCCCCUCUAUGGUGCCAGGACCCUUUUCUGGAGCACAAGCUGGAUACCCAUCCUUUGGGUGCAGCGUGUUUCCGAGCGAGGUGCCGUUUUGGUCCUCCAGUGAUAGCCCAUCCCUCUCUCAGCCAGAGUCAGAGACUGUGCAUCUCUUCAUCCCUGCACUGGCAGUGGGCGCCAUCAUUGGGAAGCAGGGCCAGCAUAUAAAGCAGCUCAGCCGUUUUGCUGGUGCAUCAAUAAAAAUUGCUCCAGCUGAUGGGAUGGAUGCCAAGCAGAGGAUGGUCAUUAUUUCAGGACCACCAGAAGCCCAGUUCAAGGCUCAAGGACGUAUCUUUGGAAAGCUGAAGGAAGAGAACUUUUUUGGCCCAAAGGAAGAGGUUAAACUAGAAGCUCACAUUAAAGUGCCAUCAUUUGCUGCCGGCAGGGUCAUUGGUAAAGGUGGCAAAACGGUGAAUGAACUACAGAACCUAACUAGUGCAGAGGUGGUUGUCCCCCGUGAUCAGACACCGGAUGAAACUGAUCAAGUGGUAGUGAAAAUUACUGGGCACUUCUAUGCAAGCCAGCUGGCUCAGCGAAAGAUUCAGGAGAUCCUCUCACAGGUGAGGCGGCAGCAGCCCAAAGCGUCCCCUGCUGGGGCUCCAAUACCACGGAGGAAAUAAUUCGCCAAGAGCGGGACAUGGGACGUGCCCAUCUCUGGAGUUCACCCCACCUAUUCUUAAACCCCACCCACCUCCUGGAAUUUCUACGAGAAUCUAUUUUGUUCUAAACAUGAGAACGCGGCUAUGAAAACUAGUCUCCCCUUCACUGCCGUAAUGUGGUAACUGCACAAUCUUCUUUUCUUUUUUUUUUUUUUCUUCUUGUUUUUCCCCUUUAACUCUAUUUUGUGUAUUGGUUUUGAGUUUCUCAUGGAAAAGUCAAGGCAUUGCUCUCCUAUCCUGGCUAGGGGUGGGGUCAUAAAAGCUCUGGGUAUGGGAUGGGACCGGAAGUGGUGUGUUCAGAAAUAUUUUGUCCCAGUAUUGCUAAUGGCAUUUUAUAAAUUCAGAUGCAUUUUAUAAAGAAAAGAAUUAUAUAUAGAUACAAGAUGAAAUACGAAAGGUGGCAGAGCAACACUGCCACUAAUGAUUACAGGAAGUGUUGAUUGGUGUUAACCAGGAAACCAAGUUAAUAUGCAUUUUUACUGAUCUACCUCAGGCUAGAGUACCUCAGAAAAAAAAGUAAAUGAUAUAUAUAUGGGAAAAUGUUCCUUUCUUUUUUUAUUUUGCUUUGUGGUAUUUUGUAUACUUUAUAAAACCUAAUAGUUCUUGAACAUUUUUAUUUUUUUAGAAAAAGUCUGUUAACACAAGACCCUCAAGCCCCACAUUUGUUAUGAUGCAGACAGUUAAUAACUGUACAUAAGAAUGUCUGCACAUGUAGGUAGGUGUGAGGUUUAAGGGCUUGCUGUUCGCAGAUAGGAAUAUUGUAAAGCGCCUCAGUGUUGCCGAGGAGCCACCUUCUUCUGGAAACAUCAAAAAACAAGCUAUAAAUGCGAAAAAAAUGCUGACCAUACAUAUUGCAGCAAUGCCAUUUAGUUUAGCAAUUAUAACAUUAACAUUUUGGCAUGUACAUUUUCCCACAAACGUUAAGUUGGCAUUCAGGGAUUAGCUUCAGCGUUCAGGGAUCGUGUUAAGUCCUGCUGUAAGACACUGAUGCGCCUUCAUCAGAUUAUCACAUCCCAGCCCUUUGUGGAACAUGUGCAUUUUUCUUUUCCCAGCCUUUACUUUUGACAUUUGUGAGUUGGCUUCCAUCACACCAGGCUUUUCCACACUGCAAACAUUUUUGUCAAGUGUCUGUCACUGCAUGGUGAGGGUUGGGGGAGUUGCACUGGUUUCAAAUGCUUUUGAUGUUACAAUGGAUGCAUCUUUAUAGCCAGCAGUAAUGUAGAAAUGGAUGUGAUUUAUUAUUAUUUUUUAUUUUAUUCAAAAUUAGAAAUGCAAGAGAAAAAUAAUGAAUCUUUUAGAUGUAUGGAGGAAAACAAUGUUUUGUGUUUUUUCUCACAAGAAUGUAAAUGAUUGUGGUAAAAGAGCGUAUUCAUGCUUCCACACUAGUAAUAAUGUCUACCUCAGCUGAGUCAAGAGUGGGUGGCGUUGAAGCUUGUGCCUCUCACUACGUUAUUAAAAAUCUGUGCCGAUACAUUGAGUCCCUUGUGAGCACUUGUGUUCUGCUUUGGCUCAGUGUAUUGUGCCUUCAUUCACAGGAGGGGCACAAGUGAUCUGUGAGGGUGUGGUGUUGUGUUUUUUUUUUUUUUUUU
Molecule: messenger RNA, 4106 nt
Organism: Ictalurus furcatus (blue catfish)
Lineage: Eukaryota; Metazoa; Chordata; Actinopteri; Siluriformes; Ictaluridae
Gene: igf2bp3
Product: insulin-like growth factor 2 mRNA binding protein 3
Exons: 16
Coding region: 676-2478 (600 amino acids)
Biological process (GO): nervous system development; regulation of gene expression
Cellular component (GO): cytosol; cytoplasm; nucleus
Molecular function (GO): mRNA 3'-UTR binding
Source: RefSeq, a predicted model, not a curated record